Messenger RNA from Zingiber officinale, 750 nucleotides. Its product is annotated as agamous-like MADS-box protein AGL14. NCBI's taxonomy places the organism in Eukaryota, Viridiplantae, Streptophyta, Magnoliopsida, Zingiberales, Zingiberaceae. Gene Ontology annotation, molecular function: zinc ion binding; DNA binding; SUMO ligase activity. Gene Ontology annotation, cellular component: Smc5-Smc6 complex; nucleus. The transcript has 6 exons. Bases 1 to 750 code for a protein of 249 amino acids. Gene Ontology annotation, biological process: double-strand break repair via homologous recombination; protein sumoylation. The record is from RefSeq and is a predicted model, not a curated record.
AUGGUGAGGGGGAAGAUGCAGAUGAGGAGGAUAGAGAACCUGGCCAACCGGCAGGUGACCUUUUCCAAGCACCGGAGAGGCCUUCUGAAGAAGGCCUUUGAGCUCUCCGUGCUCUGCGAUGUCGAGCACCAAAUGUCAAGUAUUCUCCAAUUUGCUCCUAACACAAUUUCAUAUGUCAAUAGUAGUUUUUGUGGUACAGAGGCCUAUCCAUUUACUGUCGAAAAGAUCAGUAAAUUGAGAGAGGAAGUGGAGAAUGCUAAGAAGGAUCAAACUCUUCGAAGUAUCUUAGUUUCAUCUUCCCGUGACUACUUGAUCACAAAUGAUAGAUCUAAGGAGAAGUUGCAUGAGUUGUCAGAAAAAGUAAAGGCCAGACUUGAGUCACAGACACUCGAGUCACUUCUUGUUUCAGAUGAUCUUGAUUAUGUUAUUGGAAAAAAUGGAUUGAAGAAUGUUCACCAUGCUGGUCAACCAAUGCCUAGUGAGGAGCAAGAAGAUAUAGUCAUAACCAGUAUCCAGAAUAACCUAUUAAAUAUGAAGUGCCCUUUGACAGGAAAGCCUGUUACAGAAUUGCAAAGUCUUGUCCGCUGGAUGGACUGCAAGCAUAUUUAUGAGAAGGAACCAGUAAUCCACUACAUAAGCACAAAGAAAUCACAUCCUCGAUGCCCAGUUACUGCUACAUCCUAUCAGGUUGCCCAAAAAUUCUCCAAGUUGGACGGAUUGUAUGCGACGCUUGCUUAUAAUAGAAAUUGA